UACACUAGAACACACUGAUGAUAAAAAGUAAAGUCAAAAAGACUUAAAGUAUAAUUAUCGAAAAGACCAACCCAUCACUAGAGGCUUGAAAUGUUAAAACGAAAACCAAGUACGGAACACAAUGAGAGGGAAAGAGGUGGUGACAUCUGUUAUCUCGUUCCUUCUAUCACAGAAAUUUUAGUGGCAAGACAAGGUGCCAGGGAAGGAAUUGGUUUGGUCCACGAAUAAAUUCUCAGAAUUUAUGCACCUUCAACCAACUGACCACAAAAACUUUAAGUUUGACCUGCCCACGCAAAUUGGAUUCCCUAAAUCCGAUUUUACCUGUCUGUUUGAUUAAUAAACCUGUACUCGGUGAGUAUGAGUUCAAAGCUCUCCAUACAGGUUUUAGAAUUACAUUUGAAGGACUCUAAAUUUGGUGUUAAAAAAUAUAAAUGGAAAUAAAAUAUAAUGAAACCCUGGAAACCACUUUUAAUUUGAUAUGGAAAUUGUUUUGUUGUAGUGUCAAGGUGCACUUAGGGAGGAUUUUCCGAAAUGAUACAUUAAUACCCAAGGAUACAUUAACUUAUUAGUUUUUUCGCAUUUAGCAAGCUAAGCUAAUUUCAACUAGCUUAUCUAUAGGAAAAGAAAUAAUCGAAGAAGAAUUAGUAAACACCGUUACAUUUUACAUGUCAAAUAGACGCGUCUCGUUAAUUUCAUGGGCCAUAAUAUUAUAAUCAUUCCAUUUACAAACUUUCCACAAAUUGUUACUUCAAUUAAAUCUACUUCAUUUAUUAUUAUUAACGACAUCUCAGGAAAGGUGAAAGAAAUAAUAGAAAUGGUACAAGCACCUAACACAAUCCACUGGAUAACAUACGACCUACCUACUUUUGUUAUUCAAUUCGAUUUAAACAUCACAGAUGGCGCUCUGCGUUAUAUCUUUUUUUUUCUUAUGUAAAACGCUUUUUAAUAGCAUGUUAAGGGCAAAAUAUCACUUAUUAUUAAAAAUUUUAAUAAGCCUGAUUUCUCUUAUACGAUUAAAGAAAUUGGUUCCCAAACCAAUAAAGCAUUACAAAAAGAAGUCAAUAUUUAAAAUACCCUGUUAUAAAAUUCGAAUUAAAAUUUUGAAAUUCUGGCAUAAAAGUUCUGAAGUCAAAUUACUUUGGAAUAAUAAAAAUAUCGAAUAAACAUCAGAAUCAUAUCAGAAUUAAAUCUUGUCAACCAUCUUAAUGUCAAAAAUUAUUUCAAGUCGGACAAAAAGAAAGUAAAUAAAAAAUUACAAAAUGUAAAAGAUACGAACAUACAAAUUUCACAAUUCCUAAAACUCAAGAGAGACUUCCAUAAAUGUUCAUCAAUGAUCUUGUAAAAAAAUUAAAGACCAAAUCGUAACUGAACCAAAAUGGAGUUUCAAAGUAGAAGAAGUCGCAGAGGAAGAGGUCGUCAUAAUCAAGUCCUCCCCCAAGUUCAUGAUUAUACCCCACCUCAGGCGUGUAAGCCUUGGAGCUUCCUCAGUGGUGUAUAUAGUCUCCUCAUUAUGUCCAGUAUGUCAGUCCUCAUUUAUAUGAUGUUAGAUUACCACUGUGAAACCUGCAGAACACAUAGUAACAUCAAUGAUAUAACCAAGAACAUUGACAAUAUAGCGAAAAACUUAUCAACUAUAAAAGACAAUUAUUACGACUUGGAAACUAAAAUAUCAAAACUAUCCCGUGAUCUUCCCAAGAUUGAGGGACAAGUGGAAGUUUUAGAAGCUUUGACACAUUCCAUAGAAAAGAGACACGCUGUCGACCAACUUACUUCUUUUUGUCAUAUGGAAAAUGAAAGAAAUAAUAGCAUGGAUGAUGUAUUAAUUCCAAAAGUGAUAAGCGUUGGUUCAGAUUGACUAUAUGGUAGGAAUGAAACUUAUGAAGAUACAAAUGAACUUAAUUAUUUAGCCAAAAGAAAUGCCUGUUAUGGAAAGUUUUGAAGUUUUGACUAUAAAAUAUUUGUAACUUCUUUUUGUGUUAUUUUUUGUAUCAUAGUACCCUUAGUUGGAGUGCCAAUAUUACAACUGAACGUUUUAUAGAGGUACAUUAUUGCUCUGUCCAAUAAGUUAAUAGCUAUUUAGCUAUCUAAAGACAGACCCGAUUUAAAAAGUAAACUACCUAUUUCAUUUGUUAACAUAUACGAAAAGUUGCUCAUAUAAGUUGUUGAAACAUUUAUUUAACUGAUGAUUAUAACUUGAUGUGUAGACGGAGUAAUGAUUAUUUAUGACUAGGAACUGCCCUUAAUACAAGACUAAAAAGAAAACAGUUACAAGUAAAUCUUUAAAAAGGUUAAUUUUUAAACAUCUAAAAUUUCCAAAUACUGCAAUCAUUAUCAUCACAAUUGUACCUAUUAAAGAAACUAUAGUUUUGUAUAAAAUUCGUGGUAUCAUUAAUCUUGAAAUUUCGUCCAAUUCCUGUCGAUUGGAGAGGGUACCUUGUGAGAGUAGAUUCAUUUUUUGAUUUUAUACUAUAAUGUCCUGUGUUUCUUAUAGAGCAUGCUUUAUUUUUAUAUAGAUUUCCCUCUUUUGUGCCUUUUAUUUUGUUGUCAUGUUGAAUACAGUAUGCGCUUGUUUGUAAAUUGUGAUAGCUUUUCCUUGAAGCAGCAGCUUUUUCACUCGCUUUUAAAUAAUUCAAAUCUUUAUCAAGCUUGUCGUAAGCCGUUCGGAUAUUCUGUAAAGUAAUCUGAAACGAGGUGUGACUUACUUAAGAAUAA
Messenger RNA from Amyelois transitella, 2712 nucleotides. RefSeq lists its product as uncharacterized. The transcript has 2 exons. Lineage: Eukaryota; Metazoa; Arthropoda; Insecta; Lepidoptera; Pyralidae. Bases 1376 to 1855 code for a protein of 159 amino acids. The record is from RefSeq and is a predicted model, not a curated record.